Molecule: messenger RNA, 957 nt
Organism: Rhizophagus irregularis DAOM 181602=DAOM 197198
Lineage: Eukaryota; Fungi; Glomeromycota; Glomeromycetes; Glomerales; Glomeraceae
Source: RefSeq, a predicted model, not a curated record
AGUAGGCAUACAGUAUAAAAUAAACCUUUUUCCCAGCGCAUUUACGCAAGAGAUUGCAUAUUAAAAAAAGUAUAUCUAAAAAACUUGAUCCACCAAUAAAAUCUCUUAAUAAAAUUACUUCGCCUAAUCAUGUCCAGUUUAUCAUUGCUCAACUCUUCGGGAGUCAUGCCUUUUUUGACCUUAACCGCUGUUUUUUUGUUCAUUGGUCCAGUGUUAAUCAUGGGGAUCGCUACCAUGUGGUCAAACCUCAAACAAAAAAUUUCCGAUGGACUUUCUGCACGUGUCACUAGAAUCGUCAAUGAUCUUGAUACAAAAAAUAAUACACCGGAAAUCGAAAACAUCUUCAGUAAACUCACUGCUGAAAUUAAUACUAAAAUCACCAAUGAACUUUCCACUCUCCUUUCUGAAGUUAAUUCUUCCUUCACUGCGGAGCUUGUGAGAAACAACAAUGAACUUAAUAAGAAACUUACCGGAGAAAUCGCUAAAAUCAAUUCACGUGAUGCUGGCUACUUCUCUGAGGCGCAGAACAUUUUAUCGAUAAUCAAUGAUAUUGAAGAAGACUGCCGUAAUGAUUUUGGCAAAAUUUCAUCUGAAUUCAAUUCGAUCGAAUUUGAUCAGUUGAGUGAGAACCAAUCCGAGGCUUCUAAUCGAUCACGUGGAAGCGCUAAUUCUUCAUCCGGUAAUUCAUCCGGUUCAUCCAAUUCAUCUCUUGUGGAAAAUAGGAACCGUUUUAAGAGAGUUUUUGACUCGGAAAAGGAAGUGGGGGAGACUAAUGACUAUGCGCUUGAAACUGUGAGACGUGAAAUUCGACAUCUUACCGGGGAAAAGAUUGGAAAGAGUACUGUAGAAAAUUUUUAUUAUGGUAGAGGGGAUCCAAAAUUUAGCACAGUGAUGUCAAUUAUGAGAUGGGUAGAUAGUAAAGAAUUUAGUGGUAGUUUAGAUAAUAAUGCGGAGUAG